ACAAAAACACGUGUGUUUUUGUUAUCAGAGAAACAUCUCCGGUAUCAGUAGUGUUUAUUUCAUUGAAGGUAGAUAUUAUUUGUUAGUUACCUGUUACCUCCUUCUGUGUGUUGUAUUUUUGAUGAAAGUACAGAAAGUAUCGAGUUAAAAAUGGAUAAUCCAAGUGAUUCGAGCGAUGAAGAAGAUUUUAUGGCAAUUACUUCUCUUUUCUUAUUAUAUAAAAUGUUGAAAAUCAGGCGAAAACGUAAAAGAAGCCAACGUUCGGACUGGUUGAACAGGAGAUGGAGAGUACGUCCUUCUCCUUCAACUCUACGAAUGCAGGCACGUGUGGAUGAAUAUCAAAAUCUGUUCAAAAUACUUUUGGAGGAGAAAGAUGACGUUAGAUUCUUCAAAUACACACGUAUGACUUUCGUUCAAUGGGAAAACUUAUUAAAUCUAGUAACUCCAUAUUUACGCAAAAACCAUAACAGUUGCUCUUCACCUGGACGAGAUUUAGUAAUUACAAUCAGGUACUUUGUAACCGGUAGGCAGUUUUGUGAUUUAGCGAUGACUUUCGGAUGCACAGGUGAAUCUACAAUUGGAUCAAUUGUGAGAAGAACAUCAUUGGCAAUCAUACAAGCACUGAAGCCCACACAAUUGUACGAACGAACAGAAAAUGAUUAUUACGAUAUAAUGAAAAAAUUUUGGACUGAUCGUCAGGUACCAAAUUGUUGCGGUGCCAUGGCUGGAAAACAUAUAACUGUACAGAAACUUCCUAAUCCUAAUGCUGGGACCUCGCAUCAUAACGAUGAAGAUCGUUUCAGUUUAGUUCUCUUAGCUAUAUGUGAUGCGAAUUAUAGAUUUACAAGUAUCGAUAUCGGUCAAUACGAUAGUGUAAGUGAUGGAGGAGUGUUCUCAGAAUCUCCUACGAGUGAUCGUAUUAAGCCUAUAAAUGAAGAGGCCGAUUUACCUCGCGAACCACUCAAUUUUCCAAACAGUAACGUAGCAAUCCCAGCAUUUUUCGUAGCAGACCAAGCGUUUCCAUUAUCAACGCGAAUCAUGAGACCAUAUCCUGGUGAAAAUCUUAGCAAAAGUGAGCAGAUAUUCAAUUACCGUUUAUCAAGAGCUGGGAGUCUGAUUGAAAACACAUUCGGUAUACUUACCAUGAGAUGGAAAAUUUUUCGAAACCCUAUCACUGUUAAGGAUGUAGAAGGAAUUGUUUUAAGCAUACUGUGCCUGCACAACUAUUUGCAAAAUGCAAAUAACGAAGUGGCGGAAAAUCAGCGUCUGUACUGCCCAAAAAAUGUAGUCGAUCAUGAGGAUAGCAAUGGUGUUAUGGUACCUGGCAGAUGGAGGCGAAAAGCUAUCGCAUUCGAACCUAUACCAGCUGGAAAACCUAAAGAAUCAGCAGCAAAUGCUCACAUGCAUCGACUACUGCUGAAGCAUUUUUUUGUGUUAGAUAGAAUUGUCCGUGGCAGGAAUUGUACGCGUUGAAGGAGGAAUGAAUUGUACUUCGAAAUAGAAUUUUACAUUGUUUUAAAUGAUUUUGAAUUUCAAUUAUUAUUAUGUCGAUUUAUUUACAGUUUAUGAAGAUAAAAAAUGCAAUAUUCUCGAGUACAGUAAUUCAAAUUCAAAUUCAAAUCUACAUUUUUUUCGAAGAAAUAAAACUCUUUUCGAAGAAAUAAAGCUCAUUUCUUGAAUUUUUCAAGAAGUAAGAUACGUGACCAUUUCCAGGUUAGUAUUUAUUAAAAUACAUCCAGUAAUGACUUGUAAUAGAUAUCGUACGUAUAAAUAAUAA
Molecule: messenger RNA, 1777 nt
Organism: Planococcus citri (citrus mealybug)
Lineage: Eukaryota; Metazoa; Arthropoda; Insecta; Hemiptera; Pseudococcidae
Exons: 3
Coding region: 151-1473 (440 amino acids)
Source: RefSeq, a predicted model, not a curated record